This is a messenger RNA of Fibroporia radiculosa, 663 nucleotides long. RefSeq lists its product as uncharacterized. Lineage: Eukaryota; Fungi; Basidiomycota; Agaricomycetes; Polyporales; Fibroporiaceae. Bases 1 to 663 code for a protein of 220 amino acids. The record is from RefSeq and is a predicted model, not a curated record. The transcript has a single exon.
AUGAUAUUCUUGCUGACGCUCGCGUAUACGAUCUUUACCGUUGCCAUGUAUACCGUCUGGUGGCACAAACCCCUUGACGUCCAAUGUCCUGUCCGUAUUCCGUACUGCUUUGAUCCAUACCCUCACUCAGAGGACAGGCCAGGAAAGUGGGCCACAGAAGUGUGGUUCAUUCGACUUUUGGUCUUCGUGAUGGGCAUACAGGACGAUGAGAGGAAUAUGCGCCAAGAUAAGCAUGCUUUGACCUUUUAUUCUGGAGAUUGGGAGGACAGAAAAGAAGUCGGCUACAUGAGGCUCAGCGCGUGGGGCUUGGUGAUGCUGGUCACGAUGGUGUUCGGAGGGAUGCACUGUAUUGCGUGGUCGUAUGCGUUUCCGUCCCACUUGGAGAUGCUCAUCUGGCGGAUGUCUGCGCUGUCUAUAACAGCCAGUGUGGCGCUGCUGGUCGAGAUCGCGGCGUCCGUUGCAUCGAUCGAGGGGGGCUUGGUUCUAGUGCGUAUGAUGCCAGGCCUCGUUCUUUUGUCUGCAUUCGUCGUGCUGCUUUGGAGCAUCCUGUUGUACGGCAUGGCGCGCGUCCUUUUGCUCGUUCUCUCGUUCGCACCACCAAGGGCUCUCCCUGCGGGAGCGUACCGGAACGUCCAGUGGACUUCUUUUAUUCCACAUAUCUAG